AUGGAUAAGAGCAAUCACGAGAUGGUGGGGGUACUUGCUCAACAAAUGAGUACUAUCUUCAACCCGUUAAUCCAAAAUGCAACCCAGAAAAAUUUACAAAAUGUCCAAGCGAACCAGCAAAUGGCAGCGCAAAUGGGACGAAUAUCAAAUUUCUUUGGGGCCCUUAGAGAAACAAUUCAACCACCCAAUCGUGACUGGGUAAGAGAAAAUCAGGGUAGAGCAUGCAAAGAGGAUCCCACAAUUAAUCAGACCUAUCUUGUCCCACAAAACAUUAGCAAAAACAAUAAGGGAAUAAGGGCCAAACCACUCCAAAACCAACAGGCUAUGCCUCGGGAAGAGGAACCUCGAAGGGUUAUGAUGGUUGAUCGAAACCAGAAUGCUUACGAAGUAAUCCAACGCGUUUUACAAAAUGAGAUGCUAGGAGGGAAUAACCUGUCUACCAUGAUCGAAAGCAUUAUGGCACGAAAUGGGGUGAAUGUUGGCUUUCAAAGGCCAAAUAAUACUUCCCCUAUAUCAGAGUACGUCUUGCAAACUGAAUUAUCCAGGGGCUGGAAAGUCCCAAAAUUCAUAAAAUUUUCUAGUGACACCAGUGAAUCGACUGUCGAACAUAUAGCCAAUUAUCUUACCGAGGUUGGAGAUAUAGAGAAUAAUGAAAACCUAAGAGUGAAAUAUUUCCCCAGUUCUCUAACCAAGAAUGAAUUUACAUGGUUCACAACCCUUUCACCAAAUUCCAUCCAAGAAUGGCCUCAUUUGGAAAGGUUAUUCCAUGAGCAGUUCUACAUAGGCCAAUUGAAGAUGAGUCUUAAUGAAUUGGCCAACGUGAAACGUAAGUUUAGCGAACCCAUAGACGAUAUCUAA
Messenger RNA from Vicia villosa (hairy vetch), 858 nucleotides. RefSeq lists its product as uncharacterized. The record is from RefSeq and is a predicted model, not a curated record. The transcript has a single exon. Bases 1 to 858 code for a protein of 285 amino acids. Lineage: Eukaryota; Viridiplantae; Streptophyta; Magnoliopsida; Fabales; Fabaceae.